AUGAAUCAACCUUCUGAGGAUGAGGGGCUGGUGGAAGAGGAGCAAGAAGCAAUAAAUCGAAGGUCAGAGGCUCUGGAACCAAUUGAGGAAAUAAUCAGAUCACAGUCAGAGGAGCCAUCAGUAGAAGCAGAUACACAGGAGGAAUACAGAGACGGAGCUACAGAUAAUUGUAACAUUACAAUACCCAAAAUCCCCUUGCUUUCUUGCUCCUCCAUAAUAUCAAAGUUACUACAGAAGGAUGUUGAGCAGGAAUCACAGGUGAGGUCUGAAAUUCAGAACAUGAAGCAAGAAGUUGCAACCAUUAGUAUGAUGGAUGAAUUUGCCAGAUAUGCCGGACUAGAAAGGAAGAUUAACAAAAUGACUGACAAACUUAAGACUCAUGUGAAAACACGAACAGCUAAACUUGCCAAAAUAAAGUGGGUAAUAAAUAUUGUGUUCUACAUUUUGCAAGCUGCCUUAAUGAUCUCACAAAUUUGGAAGUGUUAUUUAGAACCUGUUACUGUGCUUCCAAGCAAGUGGCUGGCCCCAUUAGUAGCUUUUCCAACAGGCGUGGCAGGUGGUGUUGGCAUUACAUGUUGGUUGGUGGUUUGCAAUAAAGUAGUGGCCAUUAUGCUUCACCCUUUCAGCUGAGAAAGAAUUGCAAUUUCUGUCCAUUAGCACAAUUUUAAAAAUUACUCUUCUGUUUCUUAUGUUUGCGUUCUUAUG
Molecule: messenger RNA, 705 nt
Organism: Sphaerodactylus townsendi
Lineage: Eukaryota; Metazoa; Chordata; Lepidosauria; Squamata; Sphaerodactylidae
Product: guided entry of tail-anchored proteins factor 1-like
Exons: 2
Coding region: 1-630 (209 amino acids)
Biological process (GO): tail-anchored membrane protein insertion into ER membrane
Source: RefSeq, a predicted model, not a curated record